CACGCCCUUGCCGUGACGACGGGUCUGCGGCCAAAACGCUGGGAAUCGUCGUGCGUAAAUUCUCCACGCAGACACUUAUCCACGUCACAGCAUUACGUUGGCCGAGGCCAGUGCUAGGCGGGAGGAACGAGAUAGAGAGAGAGAGAGAGAGAGAGAGAGAGAGCGAAAGAAAUACGCAAAAAAAAGAAAAUUUUUUCCUCUGUUGACUGUCCUCUUGGAAUCGUCUCAAAUGACAAUGUUCACGGCCAUUCUGGACUACGAAGAUCCAUACGUUCAGCCUCUGAUCGCUGAGGCGUUUCAGAAACAGAUUCCGCAAGAUGCUUGCCAGGUGAUCCAGCCUUCUGCGGAGCAUGGCGAGACGCGCAGCAACAACAACAACAACAACAGGCACGACGGCGAACGCAAGGUCGUGCAGAUCCGCGCGUACGAAGCCAUCGAAUUCGAAGAGGCCCUCGCCCACCCUGACCGGAUCCUGAUCAACGCGUACAUCAUCCGCAAGGCCCUGAUCCGCAAGCACUAUCUCUCCAACACGGUCCACGCGUGGAUAACCAAACACCCGGACAGCGUGCUCGCGAGGCACUUCAAGCCCUCGGUCGCCUUCGAGGUCGACUACGCCGAGUUCCUGGACGAGGCGCUGCUGGAAGCGUACGAGCUUCGAGAGAGCUUCGAGAGGAACGCGCGGCUGCAGCCGGCCGAGCGUGAGUGGUGGAUCCUCAAGCCGAGCAUGACGGACCGCGGCCAGGGCAUCAGACUGUUCAGCACGGAGGACGAGCUCGCGGCCAUAUUCGAGCAGUGGGACCCGCCGGAUUCGGAAGACGAGGACGACGACGCGGACGACGAAGGCUCACACGACGGCAUCACCACUUCGCAGCUGCGCGACUUCGUCGCCCAGCCGUACAUUCACCCGCCGCUGCUGCUCUCCUCCUUUGGCGGCCGCAAGUUCCACAUCCGAACCUACGUGCUUGCCGUGGGUGCCCUGAGCGUCUACGUUUACAAGCCCAUGUUGGCCUUGUUCGCUUCGCAGCCGUACGCCGCGCCCUGGGAAGAGGACGACCUGAAGGCCCAUCUGACCAACACGUGUCUGCAACACACCGGAGACCGGGACGGCGCCGUGCAUGCGUUUUGGGAUCUCGAAGAUGAGCCGUCCUGCGCCACCUCCGAUCCGGACCGCGCCUGGAAGGACGCCGUUUUCGAGCAGAUCUGCGCCGUCACGGCCGACGUCUUUCUGGCCGCGGCCAAAAACAACGCGGUGCACUUUCAGCCGCUGCCGAACGCGUUUGAACUGUUCGGACUGGAUUUCCUCGUCGAUUCCCAGCGCACCGUUUUUCUGCUGGAAGUGAACGCCUUUCCGGACUUCAAGCAGACGGGCGACGCCUUGCGCAGCCUGGUGGCCGGCCUGUUCGAGGAAGUCGUCGACGUGGCCAUCAAGCCCUUCUUCGGUCUCGAAGGCGGCAAGCCAGACGGCUCGGAGAGAUUGAGACAGGUCCUCGAUCUGGACAUGGGCAAGCGAUAAGGAAGUACGCCGUGCCGAACAUGAUUCCUACUACCCUGCCCUUGGAAGCAGCCCAGAGCGCACACGUCGUCGUUCAACGACGAUCGAGCAUGACACGGAUCUUCAAAUGAGAAUCUGAUGCGCGGACAGAACGUGCGCUCGUCUCGGUCCCACGCUGCGAGUCUCGUGCCGAGAUGGUGACGAAGCGCUUCAAUGCUCAGGAAGAGCUUGACGGACGCAGGGUGAGUAGCCACGAACAAGAACGCAUUCUUUUCAGUCUUUUCGCGCCGCGUCCUGUGUUGCAAGCCUCGUCGACGGCGAAAAAACGAACAGAGGGCUGCCACCCAAGCAAUGUUUCGUCACUAUCGCUGGCCAGAUUUUUUUUUUAUUCGCGUCCGCGCCCAACUGCCGCACACAUGUACGACGGCGGGAUCAAGGAAAUGCCCAUCCCACAGUAUUCUUCAGUCGCCUUCCAUGCAUCCGAGCGCCUGCGCUGAUCCCAC
This is a messenger RNA of Verruconis gallopava, 1995 nucleotides long. RefSeq lists its product as uncharacterized. Gene Ontology annotation, biological process: protein modification process. Lineage: Eukaryota; Fungi; Ascomycota; Dothideomycetes; Venturiales; Sympoventuriaceae. The transcript has a single exon. Gene Ontology annotation, cellular component: P-body. Bases 230 to 1513 code for a protein of 427 amino acids. The record is from RefSeq and is a predicted model, not a curated record.